This is a messenger RNA of Phragmites australis (common reed), 3339 nucleotides long. RefSeq names its product calmodulin-binding protein 60 B-like. Gene Ontology annotation, cellular component: nucleus. Lineage: Eukaryota; Viridiplantae; Streptophyta; Magnoliopsida; Poales; Poaceae. Gene Ontology annotation, molecular function: DNA-binding transcription factor activity; calmodulin binding; sequence-specific DNA binding. The transcript has 8 exons. The coding region runs from base 1226 to 3043 and encodes 605 amino acids. Gene Ontology annotation, biological process: regulation of salicylic acid biosynthetic process. The record is from RefSeq and is a predicted model, not a curated record.
GAUACUACUGGUAGUAAAUUUGCAGGGUUUGGGAUUUGUUAGGGUUUCGGUUUGGCGGGCUAGGAUGUCGGCCUCUUUGAUUGGGAGAAAUUAGAGAUUUUUGGUUUAGUCUGUUUGAUUCGGUUGAGAUGACUGACGGAAGUACUAGUAAUUAGGUUGCUAGGGCUGUUGUUAAGCUUAGUAUAGGUACAAAUUGAGAUGACCGAGACCAUAUUUUAGUUGAAUCAGUAAAGUGUCGAAUUGGAACUCGAACUGAAGGAUGAUUCAGCUAGGGUAACGCAUGUAGUAACUAUUGGAAGAAAAAAAGUGGCUUGGGAGUUGGGAGGCUAAUUAUGAUCCUACAAUGUAAUGUGGUUCAUAAAAAAAAUGACGGCUUUGGUUGGGAGUCCGGACUGUGUACUCCUUUGACUGUGGGGUGUUGCCAGUUUUGUCAGAGAACCAACUGACAGACAGCAACGAGGUCGUGCUUCCUAGUCCCUACAUGCUUGUCUGUGUCACUUUUGUUAUGCCUGUAGAAAGUGGACCAUCUAGUGCUUAUAGAAAUAGUGCUAAAGUUCAAUAUCCCUCUCUGCUUUCCCAAGCCUAAUCGCCUAGGUGUCGAGGCGCUUAGUGGUGUUCGCCUCAGCUGUCGCCUCGCCUAAUUCGGGUAUGGCGUCCGCCUUGCCGCUCGUGGCGUUGCCUUAGCGUGUCGGGAUGCCAUAUUGCUCAAGGCGGACGGCGUGAGGCCGAACUAGCGCGCGGGAAAAUAGAGAGCACGUGUGGGGAAGCAGAGAGGGAUCUUGGGCGGGAAAAAGAAAAGAAAGAGGCAUGGAGAGCGUGCGCGCGAGGAAAGUUUUGGAGGGUAUGUGCCACCAUCGGUCCAGAAGAUUAGAAAGAACACCCCAAACCACUCACCAGAUCUGCCGUCGCUGCCCGUAUGCUGCCGCCGCCUCCCUAGCCUUCGGCCCUCCUCUGCUCAGUCUGCCCUUCGCUGGUCUGUGGUUGCCUCCCUAGUUCCCACCUCCUCCGAUGCUCCACACUUCGGUCCAGCAUGCCUCCUACCCUCCUCUGCCGUCCGCCGCCAUCGCCUCCUACCGUGCCCUCCUCUGCUCAGUGCCUCAGUAUGCCGGAUCUGUGAUCUGCUCUGCUGUGGUGCGUGGACUCCUCCGCAGGCCGCAGCGGCGCCAGCACAGCUCCUCUUCCACUGUCCACUGGACUGGAUUGUGUCAUUGUGGAAGCUCUCAAAAUGGACAGUUUGCAGAAGCUUUGUUCGUCGCUCGAGCCCGUUCUCCGAAGAGUUGUAAGCGAAGAGGUAGAGCGUGCUUUAGCCAAGUUGGGUCCUGCUAGAAUUCAGGGAAGAUCCUCUCCCAAAAGAAUUGAAGGUCCUGAUGGGAGAAAUCUUCAGCUUCAAUUUAGAAGUCGGUUGGCUCUUCCAAUCUUUACUGGAGGAAAAGUAGAAGGUGAGCAGGGAGCAGCAAUACAUGUUGUGCUACUGGAUGCAAACACUGGAUGUGUUGUUACUUCAGGACCUGAAUCAUUUGCAAAACUGGAUGUCCUUGUGCUUGAGGGCGACUUUAAUAAAGAGGAAGAUGAGGGUUGGACAGAAGAAGAGUUUGAAAGUAACAUUGUCAAGGAGCGUGAAGGGAAGAGGCCUCUUUUGACAGGUGACCUGCAAGUGACUCUUAAAGAAGGUGUUGGAACCAUAGGAGAGCUUAUCUUCACUGACAACUCUAGCUGGAUAAGAAGCAGGAAAUUCAGACUUGGGCUGAGGAUUGCCCCUGGCUUUUGUGAAGGUAUUCAUGUUAGAGAGGCCAAGACAGAAGCUUUCCCUGUUAAGGAUCACCGAGGAGAAUUGUACAAAAAGCACUACCCACCUGCCCUAAAGGAUGAUGUUUGGAGAUUAGAGAAGAUUGGCAAGGAUGGUGCGUUCCACAAGAAGUUAAAUGGGAGUGGGAUCUAUACAGUUGAAGAUUUCCUCCAGCUUCUUGUUAGGGAUCAGCAGAGGUUACGAAGUAUUCUGGGCAGCGGCAUGUCAAAUAAGAUGUGGGAGAGCCUUGUUGAGCAUGCAAAGACUUGUGUCUUAAGUGGAAAGCAUUAUGUGUAUUAUGCUAGUGACACAAGAAAUGUGGGUGCAAUAUUCAAUAAUAUCUAUGAGUUUAUUGGUUUGAUUGCUGAUGAUCAGUUCAUUUCAGCUGAAAAUCUCACAGACAACCAGAAGGUCUAUGCUGAUGCAUUGGUAAAGAAAGCAUAUGAGGAUUGGAUACAUGUUUUAGAAUAUGAUGGCAAGGCACUCUUGAGCUUCAAGCAGAAAAAGAAAUCUGUCACAACAAGAAGCGACACUGCAGCAGCUUCAACAAGCAAUCCUACUUCAUAUGGUUUGGCCAGUUCACAGAAACAAUUGUCACUGCCAACAAAAGCUGGACAACCUUCCACAACAGGUACUAUGAAUGAAGCAGAUGGAACUAGAAAUGCAUAUAAUGGAAACCAGGCAGCAAGAUACACAACCAACACUCAUAACAUUCCUGCAGACAUCACCAUGCAGUAUGAUAGGAGUUCACUGUCGCCUGAAAGCCAGUUUAGUGGUCCAUCCCUUCAGACUCAACCUUCAAGAGGCUCCAAUAUGUUAGCAUUAGGACCUCUGCAGCAACAGCACCAAGGUUUUGAAUUCCCGGCACUUGGCCAGUCAGUGCAGUCAGCAGGCCUGAAUCCUUUUGAUGAAUGGCCACAGCCGCAGGAGAACCGUGGUGGGGUUGAUGACUACUUGAUGGAGGAGAUCAGGAUGAGGAGCCAUGAGAUACUAGAAAAUGAUGAAAUGCAGCAAAUGUUGCGGAUUCUGAACAUGGGUGGCCCAGGCCCAGCGACAAACCUGACUGAAGAGGGCUUCAAUUUUCCUUCUUACAUGACUGCACCUUCCCCGACUUCAAACUUUGAGGAUGACCGUAGUCGCGCACCCGGGAAAGCUGUUGUUGGGUGGCUGAAAAUCAAGGCUGCUAUGCGGUGGGGCAUCUUUGUCAGGAAGAAAGCAGCUGAGAGAAGAGCUCAGCUUGUUGAGCUAGACGACUAGCAAGUCUAUUAGCAGCGGGGAGCACCCGCUCUACGGCUGGUCUUGUAAGAAAGCUUCAUUGAUGUUUGGGGAUCCGGAUGGACAGUUUAAGUCACGAGCUUAAUUGUGGACGAGCUCUUAUUCGUUUUCCUUUUUCCUGUAUAGCUCUUUCAACAUUGCCAUGCUUUGUUUGUCACGUGUGAUGUCUAGUUAUUCCUGUUAUGAUCCUUACCCUGAACUGUGUACAUUAUUUGUUACAGAACUCAAAACAGGCAUUAAACAUGGCGUUUGGCCAUCCUUUAUUGAGGUUAAACAAA